Molecule: messenger RNA, 1743 nt
Organism: Peniophora sp. CBMAI 1063
Lineage: Eukaryota; Fungi; Basidiomycota; Agaricomycetes; Russulales; Peniophoraceae
Source: the annotation of a GenBank genome assembly
AUGGACGAAACGUCCUUUCGAGCUCACUUCCGCAUGGUGUCCGUGAGCUUGUUGCUGUCGACGCUCGCAUGGUGGCUCGCUGUUGCGGGCGGCGCGCAAGUCCCGCUGGUCAACCCGGCCGAGCCGGCCAGCGUGCGGUCAAGUUGGACAGACGCGCCAUCUCCCGACUCGACGGCGGCCGACAUCUUCUCCUCGCUGAGCGGCCUGCUUCAAUUCUGGCCUAAUACCAUUUUCCGCACCGGUCAUACUGUCGUUCCAGCUACGAUCCCCGCUGGCACAAUCCUCCACCACGGCUCUUUCUUCCCAAACGCCACCGUACCCACCUCAUUUGAAUGGCUAGCAUUUGACUUCGAACACGCUUACAUCUUCUGCGCCUUCGAAUGUCAUGUCUUCAAGUUCGUGGCGAAUAGAGACCUCAAGCUCUUGUAUCUGGACGGGGCGAGCGCGGCAAAUUGGAUUGAGGCGAUGCAGACUAUCGAUGUGAUUCUGUACGGGGAGGUGCCGGAGCCAUCGAGGGAUUGGGAAGAGUGGCAGCGCGCAGAGGCGUUAUGCGAUUGGGGCGUACCACUAGGACUUGACGGAUUCAUCCGGAUGGAGUUUCACUUCGAAGUGAUAUUUUGUAACUUCACCAACGGCCUCACACUCCUCGAACCGCUUGCUGGGAUCCCCAAACAGCCGCCACCUGGCAUUCCGCAGAACGACUGGCCUGGUACCAACACCUCCUCUGGCUUACCAGACAAAUGGAUAGGCACCCAGCCCGACGCCGUGACUGUCUUCAUCCAGGGUAUGAUGGCAGGCGAAUGGCACGCGCGCUCACCAGGAGAGACCCGGGUACGGCCGCACCUCGAUCGCGCGGUCACGUUCUACGAUCCGAGCUUGGAAUCCUUGCGGGAAAGGCGGAGAGGUAUGCCGAGGACGAGACAUCGGUUGGCGGGCAUAUCACGAGAGGACGCGAGAGCCAAGGUGCAGGAGAUCGAAGAAGUGCUAGAGGCUUGGCGAGGUGAAGCCUCUUCAGGCAGCGGCGCGGAUUGGGCUAGCGCGAUGAGACAGGUCGAGGAACGAUACAGCUCGCGGUUGCUCGAUCUCAACUACACAUUGCACUCCGCAUCGUCUUACACGAACGCCAGCGCGCAAGCCGCUGCUAUACGGCGUGAUGUGCUCAUCAUGAUCUCUCCCUUCGUCACGACCGCAGAUGUCGGAUCUUAUUCGCCCAAUACGACGAGCUGGCUGGAUGCACCUAUGGAGCGCUGCAGUACAUUCGCGACGUCAGGCAUCCGUGCUGUUCUUUUCAAUCGGCUCACGCCUCAAGAGCGCAUCGCACUUGACGCUAUUGAAGGGACGCAAGCGGGCAUAUGCCGUGUUAUUGGCCUUAUAUGGCUCGAUGCGUUCGGAGUAGAGAAGACUGGUGAAGGAAGGGCGAAGGAGUUGAUGCCGCGGUGGAAGGCAUUGGUUGAUGAGCUGUUGGGAUGGUUGGACUGGACGAGUUUCAAGAGUUGUAGACCGGGAUGCGCGGCCGAUGAGAUAUGCUAUAUCACGACCUGGCCCUUCACCCUUGAUGGCGACGACCCUAGUGACUUAGAAUUCACCCCUAGAUGCGUCAGCAUACAUUCGAGGCGGAGAACGAGCCAGCCUCCGUCGGGUUGGCCACCCACACCACCUAAUGGGACGGAUAUGAUAGCCGAGGGGCUCACGGAGGCAUUGAAAGAAAGCCGGGCGCAUAGGAGAAGAAGGAUAGACUUGUAG